Messenger RNA from Gossypium raimondii (Peruvian cotton), 1502 nucleotides. Its product is annotated as CRM-domain containing factor CFM3A, chloroplastic/mitochondrial-like. Gene Ontology annotation, biological process: RNA splicing, via transesterification reactions. Gene Ontology annotation, molecular function: mRNA binding. NCBI's taxonomy places the organism in Eukaryota, Viridiplantae, Streptophyta, Magnoliopsida, Malvales, Malvaceae. The transcript has 2 exons. The record is from RefSeq and is a predicted model, not a curated record. The coding region runs from base 280 to 756 and encodes 158 amino acids.
CGUAUGCAUGUGGGCAUCAUGAAUUUAGAAUAUAUGUGUAUUUAGAAAUAACAUUGUAAAUAUAUAAUUUGAAAUUGAAAAUAAUAACAAUUAUCGAGGUAAGUUUUAAGAGUAAUGAUUCGAGCAGUGAUCAUUGCAUUUGGCAUUGUGUAAGUACCAUAACUUACCUUAUUUGUUAGUAUGUCUUACCGAAAUAUCUUGAUUAUUUGCUGACAUCUUUUUGAAAAUAUGUUAUUGAAUUAUGUCUUUCCGAUAUCAAAAAACUAGAGGGUUGGUUAUAUGGAGAUCAGGUGGCCCGGUGGAGUUAUAAGGGGUAUAGCCUACAAGCUUCAAUGUGUUCAAUCGUAUUCUGGGCAGGAUCAGGCUGAUACAAGUGCUUCGGAUGUUAUAACUACUAACACAGAAAAUAUGGUAGUUAAGGACUCUGUUAGGACUGAGGAGUCCUUCAUGCCUUCUUCUUCGGAAUAUUUGAAGGAUCUAUCUAAAGAAAAGCUCAUGGAUUUGUGUGAACUCGAACAUUUGUUAGAUGAGCUAGGUCCACGAUAUAAAGAUUUCUCACGUCGAGAACCGUUGGCUGUUGAUGCGGACUUGCUUCCACAUGUUUUUCUUGGGUAUCAACCCCCAAUCACACGCCUUCCUUAUGGGGUAAGACAUUGUUUGAAGGAUCAUGAAAUGACUACUUUCCGUAGACUUGUGAGGUCAACGCCUCCACAUUUUGUCUUAGGAAUAAAUAGGGAAUGGCAAAGUUUGGCAUAGGCUAUUGUGAACUUAUGGGAAAGAACUGCAAUUACUAAGAUGGCCGUUAAACGUGAAGUAGAAAAUACACGCAAUGAAAGAAUGGCUGAAGAGCUUAAAGUGAGUGAUUACAAAUAUUGUUGCAUCUUGAAAUGUAAAUCUAAUUAUUUAACUGACAACUUAGUUUUCUGAUGCCUCCAGGCUACCAUCCUUGAUUACUUCUAUUAUAUCAAGCUAUUUGCAACUUGCCAUUUUUUGUUUUCCUUCGGAUGGUGCUUCAUUAGAUACUUGUUGCUUAUUGCACAUGCAUUUUGUACAUGUAGUGGCAGGGGGCAUUGCUUUCCAGAAACAAGGAAUUUAUUGUAUUUUACAGGGGAAAUGAUUUCUUGCCACCUAUUGUAAAAAAUCCAUUGAAAGAGAUACAAAAGUCAAGAAAUCUUCGGCAGGAGGAGGAAGAGGAAGCACGAGGGAGGGCCCUAGCCUUGGUUGGAUCUAAUGUAAAAGCUUUUACACUUCCUUUGGUUGCUGGCACUCUCACAGAAAUCACUGCUGCAACCUCUCGCUGGGGGCACCAACCAAGCCCCGAUAAAGUGGAGGAAAUGAGGAGAAAUUUAGCAUUGACUCAACAGGCUUUACUAGUCAAACAUCUUGAGAAGAAACUAGCUCAUGUAAGUUACAGAUGCAGUUAGUAAGAAGUGAUAACAAGAUUCUCAAACAUUUUAAAACUGUGACAUACUUUCUGAUUUAUGCCGUCUUUCUAACUUUGC